AUGAAAAUUGGCGAAGGAUCGUUUUCGGCGACGUUUCUGGCGACCACUGCUCCCGAUCAAAGUCUUGAUUUUAGCGAAGUAGCGAAAGUGGGAUUUAAGAAAAAUCACAUCAAACACGCCACGGAACUCAAAAUUCUACGUCAACUCGAUGGAAAGAUGUACUUCCCGAACUUUGUCUAUGGGGGUGAAUCUGGGAAAUACACAUUCCUCGUGACCGAAGAUGCGGGAGAAGAUUUGGAAAAAGUGGUUAAGAGAAAUCGGGACCCCCUUACAAACAAGAAUGUGGUCAGAUUGUCUCAUAUUGUGCAUACCGCCGUCGAUUACCUCCAUCGCAAAGGAUAUGUCCAUCGAGACAUUCAGGCCUCGAAUGUUCUUCUCCAGUUGAGAAACAGAAGAGUUCGAGUUCGGCUGUGUGAUUUCGGAGAUUCGACGGAAAUCAAUCAGCCAGCCAAAAGAAGAUCGAGCUUCAUGAGAUUGUUCAAUCGCCAGGAUGUGCCCUCUUAUCAUCAAUCGGAGAACCAUUGCCACACAGCGAUUCUUUGCUUGAAGCUGUUGGGGAAAAUGCCUGAAAUGACGCGUCGUGAAUCAAUCUUCUACAAAUCUCACAUCACCCAAUUCGAGCUUCCGGAUUUGGUGGGGGAACAUAUGUGGAUCAAGCUGAUUUGGUUGAAUCUUUCUGCAUGCUUCGACGAGAAGACAACCAAUUUCUCGUUCAUCAACACGUUCCUGGACGCUGCAAUCCCUGACUUCUCCAAGGAAUCGGAUUUGGCCUACACGUAUGAUGGAAAGCUCAAAUUGCAGAUGUUCUCACUUGACGAUUACUAA
Messenger RNA from Caenorhabditis remanei, 825 nucleotides. RefSeq lists its product as uncharacterized. Gene Ontology annotation, molecular function: ATP binding; protein kinase activity. Bases 1 to 825 code for a protein of 274 amino acids. The record is from RefSeq and is a predicted model, not a curated record. Lineage: Eukaryota; Metazoa; Nematoda; Chromadorea; Rhabditida; Rhabditidae. Gene Ontology annotation, biological process: protein phosphorylation. The transcript is spliced from 4 exons.